AUGGCACAAUGGGAUGAGUACUCCUGGCGGUCGAGCAUGGCAACCACGGGAGCUGCAACCACGAGCCAGUAUCUCUUUUCGUGGCCUGGCAAGCGGCACGAAACCUUGUAUGCGUCCCUGGCCAGCGGCGAGAUCUACAAGGUGGACAACGACACUGACAACAUCGCCGAGGACGAAGUGUAUGGCAUAUGGCCGCAAGUGGAACAGGCCGACUCUGAGGAGAUAAAGCAGUUUGUGGAUACGGGCAGCUUCAAGAAGGUCCGUGUGUCCUCGAUCUCCAGUGACACAGUUAUAAUUGACAGCGUGUGGAUCAGGAAGUGGAAGCGCUAUCCUGAUGGCUCCAGGAAGGUGAAGUCGAGACUGUGUGCCAGAGGAUGUUUUGACAACCAGCGGGACACUCUGUCAACACGUUCGACAAUGGCCACCAGGUUGAGUCAGCGUCUCCUGGUGUCUACGGCGGUGAAUCACGACCAUGACACCGAGAGCUGGGACGUUUCGGGCGCUUUCUUGAAGGGCCUGACCUUCGAGAAGGUUCGUGAGCUCUUGGCAUCUCGGGGUAUCACUUCGCCAGUCCGGAAGGUGGUAAUCAUUGCCCCAGCCAAUGUUUGGCGUCAUUUGGCCAAGUUCGAUGCGUCCUUCCGCGUGGACUACGAAUGCCUGGAUGAGUGGGCACUACUAUGCAUCAAGCCGGUGUAUGGCCUGAACGAUGCUCCACUGGCUUGGCAGCUGUGUCUGCGUGGCCACUGGGAGGAACAAGGCGGGGUUCCUUCGUUGCUGGAUGAGAACUACUUUAUCUGGCGCUUUGCCGAUGGCGAUCGGGCCUCCGUUACCACGCAUGUGGAUGACUGCGGCGCAGAAGGCAAGCGCAAGUGGCUUGAUGAGCAGUACCAGUUGUUGGUCAAGAAGUUUGGCAAGGUUACCAGGCAGACUCUUCCCUUCACGCACUGUGGCGUGGUUUACAGACGCAUCCCGGACGGGAUCUGCAUGGAGCAGGAUGAUUUCUGUAGCAAGCUUAAGACGGUGGACAUUGAUCCUUCACGUGGAGACAGUGACUCCCUGACCGCGACCGAGUUGACCUCGUUUCGGUCGGUGCUAGGAGCUUUGCUUUGGUUGACGGCCACCAGGUUGGAUUUGAUUGCGGAGGUGUGUAUCUUGCAAUCAAUGGUGACCAAGGCGACCAUUGGUCAUCUCAAGCAGGCCAACCAGGUUGUUCGCAAAGCACAGUCCGAAAUCGGACAAGGCCUUGGAUUGUACUUCAGGAAGCUCCGGCCUCCGUUUCGGCUGGCAUGCAUACAUGAUAGCAGCGCAGCUGGAAGUGUGCGCCAGUGUGCACAAGAAGGAAUCAUGAUUCUGCUCAUGGAAGAUCACCUCCGUGACUUCAACAGCCACGAAGAGGUCAUGGAGGACCACCAAACGCAUCUCAUGGGUGGUAAGUGCCACGUGCUUUGGGCACAUGGUGCCAAGGCCAAGCGAGUCUCCUACUCGACUUCGCAUGCCGAGACGUUGGCAGCCGUGUCAUGCAUGGAGACCUCCACGUUGGUUGCAGUGCGCCUGGGUGAGUUGCUCUACACCCCGAAGGCUCCGACCGUGCAGUCACUGCUUCUCCUGCAAGAAGGUGGAGUGCCUGAGCUACCCUGCGAUGGGUACACAGACUGUAAAGACCUGUGGGAACUGGCCUCAGGGUCAACCUCAGUGGCGCAAGAUAAGACUCAACGAUUGCCAGACUUUCCGGCAGGCAGCGCUCUUACGCCGACCGAGAGUAUGCUCUCUGACGCGCUCACCAAGGGCAUGUUGGCUCCGCAAAUGAUGGGUGUCCUCAGCAGCGGCGUGGUCCAGUUCUUCAAUGAAGCCAAGCACAAGAUGACGCUGCGUCGUGUUCCCAAGGUGAUGGUUGUGACCGAAGAGCACCUGAACAGAACGGAUAAAGAGCUUAUCCGGGAUCUUCGUGUGUCGACUUCAGCUACGGUCCUGGUGCUUCUGGAUGGUGACCGCUGCCGUCGUAACGACUACUUCGGCGACCACGAGUCCGUCUCCUUCGGCCAGUUCCACCUCCGCGCCUGCGAGUUCUACCUGUCCUACCUCGGCGCCGGAUGA
Messenger RNA from Symbiodinium pilosum, 2094 nucleotides. The record is from the annotation of a GenBank genome assembly. Lineage: Eukaryota; Dinophyceae; Suessiales; Symbiodiniaceae.